AUGGUCAUGAGUGAAGAGAAGUCACUAUAUUUGAUGCUUAGAAAUAUAAAGAGAGCUGUUCGAUCUGUUCGUAGAAACAAUAGCAGAUACCUGGAACCGAGUAAAAAUGGGCCGAUUGUCUCAGUUGGACCGAAUAUCCACUACUGCCGGUCGUACAUGCAAUAUAAGUUUCCUUGUGAAGCACGUAGUUCAUUCUUGUGGCAUGGGACAAGGGAAACCUUUCGAAAAUGCUGUUCUUUCAGGAACUUUUCUGUAACCUCAGCAAGCAAUACAGUCACACAUGAUUCCAAGAUUGCUUUGAAAAGGCUGUACAGAAAAUACUGUUCCAGUGGUGAUGGUACAUUUCCUCCUACCGUAAAUAUGAUUGCUCAGGCAGUGAGUUUGGCCCUUGCUCGAUCGUUUUUGCUAGUUCCUGGUGUUAUGGCAUUGACAUGUGGAGAUCUAGCAUCAGCACAGCGAAGUUGGGCAGAUGCAGAACGAUACCCAUCACAAAAUGCUUUGUACAUGCAUGCACAAGAUGGGUAUAAUUACAUGUUUACAUUUACAUUCAUAAUAGUUGAAGGACUUAUCUUAUUAGUGAGGGCUCUCUAUCUAGCAAUAUUAUUCUCUCCUAGCAUUGUGAUGGCACCAUUUGCAGAUAGUUUUGGACCAAAUUUUAGGAAACUGUGGCUCCAUGUUGUUCAUCGCACACUAGAAAAAUCAGGUCCAGCAUUCAUAAAAUGGGGUCAGUGGGCAGCUACAAGGCCUGAUCUCUUUCCUAGAGAUUUAUGCACUAAGCUUUCAGAACUUCAUACCAAAGCUCCUGAGCAUAGUUUCAGCUACACAAAGAAAACUAUAGAAAGAGCAUUUGGUCGAAAAAUUUCUGAAAUUUUUGACAAUUUUGAAGAACUUCCUGUUGCAUCUGGAAGCAUUGCUCAAGUGCACCGGGCUUCAUUAAAAUAUCGUUAUCCUGGUCAGCAAGCAAAGCCACUGGUGGUUGCAGUAAAGGUUAGACAUCCUGGUGUGGGAGAGUCAAUCAGACGAGAUUUUGCUAUUAUUAAUUUGGUGGCAAAAGUUUCAAACUUCAUUCCUGCCCUUAAUUGGUUAAGAUUAGAUGAGAGUGUACAACAAUUUGCAGUUUUCAUGAUGUCUCAAGUUGACCUUGCCAGGGAAGCUGCCCAUUUGAGUCGUUUUAUUUAUAAUUUCCGCAGAUGGAAGGAUGUUUCUUUCCCUAAGCCUGUCUAUCCACUAGUGCACCCAGCUGUUUUGGUGGAAACAUAUGAGAUGGGUGAGAGUGUCUCGUAUUAUGUUGAUGAUCUUCAAGGACAUGAACGGGUAAAAUCUGCUCUUGCUCACAUUGGGACUCAUGCACUUCUGAAAAUGCUUCUGGUGGACAACUUUAUUCACGCAGAUAUGCAUCCUGGAAAUAUCCUUGUUCGGAUGGCACAGAGCAAAUCUCGUAAACGGCUCUUCAAAUCAAAGCCUCAUGUCGUUUUCCUUGAUGUAGGCAUGACUGCUGAACUCUCUGGUAGUGAUAGAAUAAAUUUACUGGAAUUUUUUAAAGCUGUUGCACGCCGAGAUGGACGCACUGCUGCAGAAUGUGCCCUCAGCUUGUCAAAGCAACAGAACUGCCCAAAUCCUGAUGCCUUCAUUGAGGAAGUGGAAGAAGCGUUUACAUUUUGGGGCACCCCAGAAGGUGACUUGGUUCAUCCUGCUGAGUGCAUGGAGCAAUUACUUGAGAAAGUUAGGCGUCACAGAGUUAAUAUUGAUGGCAAUGUUUGUACGGUCAUGGUGACCACCUUGGUUCUUGAGGGUUGGCAGCGAAAGCUUGAUCCUGGGUACAAUGUGAUGCAGACGCUGCAGACGUUGCUACUUAGAGCUGAUUGGGCGAAGUCUCUUUCUUACACAAUUGACGGACUCAUGGCCCCUUAG
Sphenostylis stenocarpa is the source of this 1911-nucleotide messenger RNA. Lineage: Eukaryota; Viridiplantae; Streptophyta; Magnoliopsida; Fabales; Fabaceae. The record is from the annotation of a GenBank genome assembly.